This is a messenger RNA of Rhodotorula graminis WP1, 2482 nucleotides long. RefSeq lists its product as uncharacterized. Gene Ontology annotation, molecular function: hydrolase activity. The transcript has 17 exons. The record is from RefSeq and is a predicted model, not a curated record. Lineage: Eukaryota; Fungi; Basidiomycota; Microbotryomycetes; Sporidiobolales; Sporidiobolaceae. Bases 1 to 2436 code for a protein of 811 amino acids.
AUGUCGACCCCGUCCACCUCGCCAGACGAGCACACCCCCUUGUUCGACGACGACCUCGAGGCCGCCACGACCCGCACCCGCUCAAGCCGCACCCUCACCCCGCUCCUCCGCUCGCCGCCCUCGUCCACCUCGGCACCCUCUCGACCCCGAAGCAUCCGCAGCCUCGCGUCGUACGGCACCGCAGCAGCAGCAGCAGCCCGCAGGUCGCCCUCGCCGUCACCGUCCUCGUCCGCCGACGAGUCGAGCCGGACCCGUCGCGCGAGCAAGAAGCGGCCUGUCGGCGCACGCUGGGCGGGCGAGGUCCGCUCCCGCCUCUUGUGCAUCAGCAUCGCCGUCCUGUUGGCGGUCUGCGUGUACGCGAGCUUUGUCGAGGACUUUAUGGGCAACGUCGAGGCCGCCAUCUCGUGCGCGACCUGCAUCGGCCUCCUCGCGCCCCUUCAAGCCCUCGCCAACCUCGGCGACGACGCCUUUGUCGACCUGUUCGUCGGCUUCUGCACUCGGCUCGGCAUCGAGGACGCCGACGUGUGCGCCGGCGCCGUCGGGACCCAAGCCCCGAUCCUCGCGCACGACCUGCGCUCGAUCCGCCUCGCGUCGCCCGCCGCCAAGAACUUUUGCACCACCAUUUUUGGCCUGUGCCCGCUGCCCAACACGAUCCCGCACGCCGUCAACCUCACGGCCGCGCCGCUCGAGGCCGCCGACCACCCGGCCGCGCUCGAGGCCCUCAAGCUCGGCCGCACGCCGCGCGUCAAGAAGCGCUGGGUGUCCAAGGGCCGCAAGCCGUUCCAGAUCGUCCACAUCAGCGACGUGCACGUCGACCGCAGCUACGCUCCUGGCGCCACCACCGACUGCUCAAAGGUCAUCUGCUGCCGCAACUAUGGCCCUGGUUCCCUCGGCGACGACGUCAAGCACCCCGCAGGACCUUUCGGCCACAAGAAGUGCGACGCGCCGAGCGCCCUCGUCGAGAGCAUCUUCGUGCCCAACAACACGUUCUCGAUCUUUACCGGCGACGUCGUCGAGAGCGCCGUGUGGGCUGUCGACCAACCGCUCGUCACGUCCGACAUGGAGGCGUGGCACGCCGACAUGCAGCCCGUCUCGUACCCCGUCAUCGGCAACCACGACGUCGCGCCGGUCAACGCCUUCCCGCGCUCAACCUCGCCGCAAUCCUCGGCGUCCGACUGGGUGUUUGACCUCGCGGCGCGUGACUGGGAGAAGUGGAUCGGGAGGCGUGCGGCUCGGCAGGUGCGCGAGACGAGCGGGUGCUACUCGCGCGUGCACCCGGGCACCGACCUCAAGAUCAUCUCGCUCAACACCAACUACUGGUACAAGCAGAACUUCUGGCUCUACGACUCGGACGUGCCGAUCUGGGACCCGAACGGCAUCCUUUCGUGGCUCGCCGACGAGCUCGACCUUGCCGAGCGCGCAGGACAGCGAGCCUGGAUCAUCGGGCACAUGCCGUUCGGCAAGGUCGACGCCAUGCGCGACCAGAGCAACUACGCCAACCAGAUCUUCCAGCGCUACCACGACACGAUCGCCGCCCACUUCUACGGACACAGCCACGUCGACGAGUUCGAGAUCUCGUACCCGGACUACGAGAACCGCACGGCCGACAACGCCAACGGCAUCGCCUUUAUCUCGGGCGCCCUGACGCCGACGAGCGGCAACCCGGUCUUUCGCGUGUACGACAUCGACCCCGACACGUACGAGGUCAUGGACUUUGUCCCGCACUACACGAACCGCUCGGACCCGCAGUACCAGGUCGACCCCGUGUGGCAGCCGUACUACUCGGCGCGCGACAGCUACAACUCGUACCUCGACCCGCCCAUCCCGGCGUCGGCGCCGCUCAACGGCACGUUCUGGCACCGCGUCACCGAGGUCUUUGAGCGCAAUGAGACCGUGUUCCAGCUGUUCAACGAGCGCCUGUCGCGCGGCGGCAAGAUCGAGGACUGCUCGGGCCCGAUCUGCAGGAACAACACGAUCUGCAUGCUCCGCUCGAUGCAGAGCGAGUCGAACUGUGCCGUCAUCCAGCCGGGCCUGUCGUUCAAGGACCAGAAGCGCGACACGGACGCCGUCACCGAGCCGCAGCGCGACGAGGAAGCCUCGCCCUCGGCGUCGUCGCUCGGCCUCGAUGACCCCGACGACGACGAGGAAGAGCCGUUCGCCCAGUCGAAGCAGCACGACUUUUUCGCGUGCGAGGGCCCUGGGCUGGCGAGCAUGCUGCGCAAGCUCGGGAGCGGGCUCGCCGUGCCGGGCCCGUCUCCACUGCCGCCGCCGCCAGCUCGAGCGGGUCGGUUCGGCGUGCAGCGUGCGGCCAAGCGGCAGAAGGGCAUACAGUUCUCGGCGCUCAGGGCGUUCGAGCAAGAGGCGCACGGCGCCGUCCGGCGACACAAGCACAAGCGAAGGAAGGAGUGGGUCAAGUCGAUGCUCUUCUUGGACUAGACUGUGUAGAGAUUCGUGUGCGUGCAACGCUGUUGUAUGACAAGGG